UAUUUUGAGAUUAAUGGAAUGAGUGGCAUUAAGGUUUGACCUAAGUGACGUUUUCUUUUGGGAUCAGGCAGGAUAUGUUUCUUAUGUUAUACCGCAGACAGAACACAGUAUUGUCUGGUUUGGAAGAUGUUCUGCUCAGGGAGCUGACGUCUCUGGAGACAUCUGGUCGUCAAAGCAUCAAAUUACAUUCUCGCUGUACUUCAAGUCAAAGUUUUCUUCAUUCAGUGGUCGGGUCAACAUUCCUCCACUUUAUCUUUACAUUGCAAAUAGUUUCUGUUUAUUUUUUUUGCUUUGAAUUUCGAAUUCAGCACCGUAAGUCUAGUUUUGCUAUUCCAUACAUUUCAGACGAUCUGUUGAACAUUUUGUGUUUACAGUUUUUUAUAAUCAGUUAUUAAGAUUGUGUAUUUUUAUAGUUUAAACUACCCAAAAGUACAGACAGUAGUCAAUAUUAGCUCCAUUUAUAUGUUGUUUGUGUCAAUAUUAGCAAUAUAAUAAUGCAAGAUAUAUUCACUAAAAAGGAACAAAUGUACAGAAUGAGUACUUUGGCUGCAUUCCCUUUUUGAAUGCAGUUCUUUUACUUACAACUAAGUAUAGGCCCAUUUAUAUUGCGGUAGCUUUACUGGGGAGAGUUAGCCAAUUAGCUGAAUUUAGAAAAUCAAAUUUUCCACAUGCACACAUGAUUUCAAAACGUCCCUAUCAAUAAAUGACCCUUUUUACAGUGUCCCAUAUUUAAGUGGAAGGUUUAAACUGCCCUCUAGUGGUAAGAAAGGAAAGUCACCACUCCACACUUACCAGUUUGACAAACAAACAGCCUGUUCAAUACUUGUAACGGUGCUUAUCUUAAUUCAAGAGAGGUUCCCACCUCUGUUAUACUUGUCUCAGAUGACCCUAUUGCUCUUCCUCUAAUGGAGAAACCAGGAUGUACAGGAUGGUGGAUGUGAAUGCUUCUCUACCGUCUGAGCUCCCCCUUGGGCCUUUUUCAAAAUGUUGAAACAGACGGAGAGGCAGACAAGCAGCAUGGUCCUCCCCCCUCCUGCCUACCAAGUACUUGUCCUUAGUAACAGUCAGCUGACAUGCUGAGUAGUGCUCAGUGAACCACACACAAGCACACAGAUCACAGAGCCUCAGUCGUUCACUCCUCCACCAGCCACUCAGGCCUCAUGGCUCUCACAAUUAAAACAGAGCAGAAAAAGCUCACCCAGACUCCUGUGCUCAAGAUCUGGAUGCCAUGGAUAGGCUGCAACUUGAACCGCAGGAGAGGAUAUGCAGCUAUGGUGUUUGCUUAUACACUUUCAACAGUCAUGGCCUCGGUGCCUCAGUUCUGUAACUCUCCCACAAUGAUUGUGAUGGUGGGGUUGCCGGCCAGAGGAAAGACGUACAUCUCCAAGAAGCUCACUCGCUACCUAAACUGGAUCGGAGUGCCGACAAAAAUGUUUAACGUGGGCCAGUACCGCAGAGAGGCUGUCAAGAUCUAUAAGAACUUUGAAUUCUUCAAACCCGACAAUGAGGAGGCCAUGAGGAUCCGCAAGGCCUGUGCAUCAGCUGCCCUCAAAGAUGUCGCCGCCUACUUCUCAAAGGACCAGGGACAAAUAGCCGUAUUUGAUGCUACCAACACCACCAGGGAGAGGAGGACGCUCAUCCUGACUUAUGCAAAGGAGAGAGGCUACAAAGUGUUCUUUGUGGAGUCAAUCUGUGACGACCCAGAAAUCAUUGCAGAGAAUAUUAAGCAAGUAAAAUUAGGGAGUCCGGAUUACGUGGAUCGUGACACAGAUGAGGCCUUGUUGGACUUCAGCCAGCGCAUUGAGUGUUACAGGGCUAGCUACAUGCCCAUAGACAACGAGAAAGACAGGAACCUCUCCUAUAUCAAGAUCUUCGACGUGGGCAGUAGAUACCUGGUGAACCGGGUCCAGGACCACAUUCAAAGCAGGAUAGUCUACUACCUCAUGAACAUCCAUGUCACGCCAAGAGCCAUCUACCUGAGCCGCCACGGUGAGAGUGAACUCAACCUGUUAGGGUACAUUGGUGGAGACUCAGGCCUCUCUCCGAGAGGACAAAAGUAUGCCAAUGCCUUGGCGACCUUCAUCAGAGGUCAGAAUAUCAGAGACCUGAAGGUGUGGACGAGCCACAUGAAGAGGACCAUCCAGACUGCAGAAGCUCUGGGAGUCCAGUAUGAACAGUGGAAGGCCCUCAAUGAGAUAGACGCUGGUGUAUGUGAGGAGCUCACCUACGAAGAGAUUCAGAAGAAUUUCCCCGAAGAGUUUGCACUAAGAGACCAGGACAAGUAUCGUUAUCGUUACCCAAAGGGUGAGUCCUAUGAGGACCUUGUCCAUCGUCUAGAGCCGGUGAUCAUGGAGCUGGAGAGGCAGGAAAACGUUCUGGUCGUCUGCCACCAAGCCGUAUUUCGCUGCCUGUUGGCCUACUUUCUAGACAAACCUGCAGAUGAGCUACCUUAUCUAAGAUGCCCACUUCACACAGUGCUCAAACUCACACCAGUAGCUUACGGGUGUCAAGUGGAAUCCUUUUUCCUCAAUAUUGAAGCAGUCAACACGCACAGAGAGAGGCCAGUGAAUGUGGACAUCAACAGAAACCCAGAGGAGGCUCUGCUGACGGCUCCUGACCACCCGUAAAUGCUGUUUAGUGAGGAAAGGACUCGAAUCACGUGAAACUCAACGAGUUGCCAGAUAUUAGCUACUAAAUACUAGAGAUGCACUCCAGUGAGAGGUGGACAACUCGACGGAAGGAGGAGUCUAGAUGUAGAACUGGUACUAUUUUAGCUACUGUAUAUUAAAACACAUCAGUGCAAACGCUCCUGGAAUGAACGGGACAUAGUUGGAGAUCAUGUUUAAAAUAUGAGCGUGACAUCCUGUGUCUCAUGUGACUGGAGCUGGCUUUUUUUUGGGAUAAAUUGUCACAUUGUUUACAAAUGAUUCAGAGACAAUAGGAAUACACUUAAAACGUUGUAGUGAGGUUGUCAUUGCACAGAUAAUGUUCUGUUGAUAAUUGAAUUAUAAAAGUGGGGAUCAGAACCAUGGACAGCACCCAAACAAACAAGUCAUGUUGACUUGGGGACUUGGCUGUUGUCAAGUGCAUACCUUACCUGAACACUAAACUUCAGCCAAGGCUUCAUGUAAUAAUGUAAAUAAAUACAGCAAACAUCCAAGACAUUGCUCCGAAAAUAAAUCCAAUGUACAAAUGU
This is a messenger RNA of Pseudoliparis swirei, 3196 nucleotides long. RefSeq names its product 6-phosphofructo-2-kinase/fructose-2,6-biphosphatase 1 (gene pfkfb1). Gene Ontology annotation, biological process: fructose 2,6-bisphosphate metabolic process; fructose metabolic process. The transcript is spliced from 15 exons. Gene Ontology annotation, cellular component: 6-phosphofructo-2-kinase/fructose-2,6-biphosphatase complex; cytosol. Gene Ontology annotation, molecular function: 6-phosphofructo-2-kinase activity; fructose-2,6-bisphosphate 2-phosphatase activity; ATP binding. Bases 1161 to 2627 code for a protein of 488 amino acids. NCBI's taxonomy places the organism in Eukaryota, Metazoa, Chordata, Actinopteri, Perciformes, Liparidae. The record is from RefSeq and is a predicted model, not a curated record.